Messenger RNA from Protopterus annectens (West African lungfish), 2899 nucleotides. It is a transcript of the gene ASB8, whose product is annotated as ankyrin repeat and SOCS box containing 8. The transcript has 5 exons. Gene Ontology annotation, molecular function: protein binding. Bases 411 to 1265 code for a protein of 284 amino acids. The record is from RefSeq and is a predicted model, not a curated record. Lineage: Eukaryota; Metazoa; Chordata; Ceratodontiformes; Protopteridae.
UUUGGUUAACUUCCUAAUUUUAAGCUAAUUUUAACACCGUUUCAACAAGACCGGUAGCCGUUACGACGUUGCCGGUAUGGGCGUCAGGUAGCUGGAGUGUACGAUGUAUACAACGGAGUUCUUGUGUAAACGAAAUUGUUUACAAGAGUCCAAUGGCACAAAAGCCAAUUUUGACUGUCCUGGCACCUUCAUUUCGGCUGAGUUUAGUUAACUUGAUGUGAACAGCCCACGUACCGCUAAGCUAGGAACAACAAAUUUCGAUAGCUGAUGUUUAUUUCCCCGAACUUUUCUGAAAGAACUUGCAAUUCUGAGCUUGGAAGAUCAGUUUCAUUAACACCUUAAGCAUUAUCUUCUCGGGGGUGUUUUGUGCAGCUGUUGCAAUGUCAUUUGGUUCUUGAGUGUCUUCAGCAAUGUGGUACAUUAUGCAGAGUAUUCAGAGUAAAUACUCGCUUUCAGAGCGUUUAAUUCGGACAAUUGCAGCUAUACGGUCAUUUCCCCACGAUAAUGUUGAGGAGCUUAUCAGACGGGGUGCAGAUGUUAACUGUUUGCAUGGUACACUGAAGCCAUUACACUGUGCUUGUAUGGUAGCUGAUGCAGAUUGUGUGGAGCUUUUGCUGGAAAAAGGAGCUCAGGUAAAUGCCCUUGAUGGAUACAACAGAACAGCAUUGCAUUAUGCGGCAGAAAAGGAUGAAGCCUGUGUUGAGAUCCUUUUGGAAUAUGGAGCCAAUCCAAAUGCACUUGAUGGUAAUAAAGACACCCCGCUUCACUGGGCUGCUUUCAAAAACAAUUUUGAGUGUGUCCGGACCCUGCUUGAAAAUGGUGCAAGUGCCAAUGCAGUCGAUUACAAUAAUGACACACCCUUGAGCUGGGCAGCAAUGAAAGGAAAUCUGGAAAGUGUACGCAUUCUGUUAGAGCAUGGUGCUGAAGUUCGUGUCACCAAUUUGAAGGGCCAGACACCAAUUUCCCGGUUGGUUGCUUUGUUAGUGAGAGGACUAGGAACAGAGAAAGAAGAAUCAUGCUUGGAGUUACUUCACAGAGCUGCAGGCCACUUUGAAUUAAGGAAAAAUGGUAUCAUGCCCCGUGAAGUUGCUAGAGAUCAACAAUUAUGUGCAAAGCUAACAUUGAUGUGCUCGUCUCCUGGAACCUUGAAGUCACUGUCUCGUUAUUCAGUGCGUCACAGCCUUGGUGUCCAGUACCUGCCAGAUGCUGUUAAGGAACUUCCACUGCCAGAAUCUGUUAAAAACUAUCUUCUACUUUUAGAGUAGUGUUGAAAACUCACCUGCAUGAGCUACAUUGUGGUGCAACAUAUCAGGGUUUUUUUUUUGUUUGCACUCUGUUACAUUAUCAAGAUUUUUGCAUUCAUGUGUUUUGCAUACAGAUUGCAGCAUUUUUCCUAAAGCUGUGUGAAUCACGUUUAAAUAUGCAGGGACAGAUGGAAUAACAUUCGCAGAGGUAUACAAGUUAACUGAAGCACAGUAAGUGGAUAGUUGAGGUAAAUUAGCUUAGCAAAGCUUCCCACUUGAAGGACGGUUCACCUUCUUAGAAGUUUUAAGAAUGUUUUAAUUUGGCUAGCUCAGUACUUUAGGAGAAUGACACUUCCCUGCAGCUAUAUUGGUGACUGAAGUUUAGCUAUGUUGUAUCAGGACGUGUAAGGACAAGUCAGGUAUGAAGGUUAAAUCACCAAGGAUGGCUUUCUUUGUCUAGAGGCAGAGGCUUUGAAGAUUAAGUUACAUGCCAUUCAACAGCAGUAGGACAAGGUAUGAGUGGCAUUUUUUCACAUUUCUUUUAUGCCAUAUUCAGUUCUACUGGGAUGGAGGUGGCAGAAAAUAGCUGUCCAUUUGACACGCCUAAGAUGUACUGAAUUGAGGGCAGGUGCCCGACCGAUUUCUGCAUAAGUAUUUGUGAGCAUACACAUCUAUACGAUAAAUCAGUGAUAGUGUGUGUUUUUUUAUUGUGCUUUCUGCUGAGUCCUUAACCUUUCUUGACACAGGCCUGCAGUCUCACACCAGUUAGUCUGCUUUUACACAAUGUAUGGUUCCUGUUUCUAUUACUUUGCAUUUGGCAGAAGGAAACAUUUAGCCUAUGUAGUCUGCACUUUCAUUCCUCCCUUUCCCAUCUCUAUUGUGCUGUUUCAAAUGCCUCCAUGGUUUCCCAUUCCACCACCCAUUCUUUUAGUUCAUUUCACAGGUCUGCAGUCUUCUGCAUGAAGAAGUACUUUUAAAUCUGGGAAUAAUUAGUCCCUACCGUCUACUGCCUCUGCCCACUCACUUGUUGCUGUCCUUGUUCAGAUGGACCGCUUCACAUUUUCCCAGCAUGUGUGACUUUGUGUUCUUUGUACUAUUUCCAUCUUGUACUUUUUUUUUGGUCUUUAUUGAGACCUUAGCAGGUGUGUUAGUUAGCAUUAAAAUUUUGCCAUAGUUUUUCCUGAGCUGUUUACCUAUGUGAUACCAUCUUGAGUGAGAGAGCUGCUGGAAACUGGGUAGUGGGAACAGUAGGUAGUCAUAUGUUUAAAUAGCUACAAUAUUUCCUCUUGUACAGAGUUUCAAAUCUGUGUGUGCAGCAUGCAUUUGCCAAAGGACAACUUGGGUUCAUUAAUUAUUUGAAGGGUGUCUCUGUUUUAAACAGUCUGCUGAGUGUAGAGACUACCCCACUCCCUGAGAUGGGAUAAUAGGCCUCUCAUUUAUCUUCUAUGUUUCCUUGUGAGUUUGCUUUCAGAUCCAGUUCACCAGCGUAAUAAUUGGGAAGUGGAUAUCUACACCAGUAAAUCAGUAUUUUAAUAUUUAUUCCAGCUUCAGAAAAGCACAUUGUAAAGAAAUGUGUUUAUGGGUGCAAUUUUCCUUUCCUGUUUUUCAACACCUUUAUUAAAUUAUCACUUGAGAUAGACACUUAUAAAUUAAUA